Exophiala oligosperma is the source of this 2309-nucleotide messenger RNA. RefSeq lists its product as uncharacterized. The record is from RefSeq and is a predicted model, not a curated record. The transcript has a single exon. Gene Ontology annotation, biological process: protein dephosphorylation. Bases 97 to 1989 code for a protein of 630 amino acids. Lineage: Eukaryota; Fungi; Ascomycota; Eurotiomycetes; Chaetothyriales; Herpotrichiellaceae. Gene Ontology annotation, molecular function: protein serine/threonine phosphatase activity.
GUCGCCAGUGCCCUUGGUGAAAUUCAUCGUCGAUUCCUUCACAUCAAACCCUUUCUCCAUGUCGUCGCCCUCAUAUCCUUGACCUGAACCGCCUCAAUGCGUCGAGCAGCCGUUUUCGCUCUUCGUACUGCUCGACGCUCUGCAUUUCGCAAGCUCCUCCCUAAGUCGGUAUUAUCGUCGGCGAGCAAUGCAGCACCCGUAUCUGGCUACUCUUCUGCGGUCAUACGAAGAUACAGCACCUCUCGGCAGCCCUUGCAGGCUUCUAUGCGUCUCCCAAAAAUCCCAAUUGCCUUUGUCGGGACGCUUGGGGCCAUAGGCGCAUGGUACGCUUAUCGGGGUGAUGGCCCUGAACAACUGCUGCGAAAUCCGACUGCACCAUUUUCAGCCCAGCCGACGAGAAGUUUGAGCACAAAGCCAGACAUUGCCUCGCCAACAUCGGAGCCCACCAGUCCUGCUCCAGUAACUGCAGGUCACGAACCCAAUCGCAAGGCAUUGGUAGUAGACAACGACCAAUUUUUCACCGGUGCAAUUGUGGGCGAAGGACCAUUGGCAAAAGACACUGAUGAUUACGGGAGAAAAGUACUCGAGAUGAUGACCCCAGAGCAAGCAACGGAGAGGCUGCGGAAGAACGAACAAUCAUAUCUUGUUGGUCGAGGACGAGGCGUGGUCCGGUACGACGUUGUCCAACUGCCUAGCAAUGACCCCAUUGAGGAUGACCACUCCGAAAAGAUUGUAGAAGUUCCAAGCUCUGUCGCUGCGACAGAUGGAGCCGCUUCCUCAGACUGGAUGUUUUGGGGUGUUUUUGAUGGUCACUCCGGCUGGACGACUUCGGCCAAACUGCGUCAGGUGCUGAUCUCAUUUGCUGCACGCGAACUGAACAGCACCUACAAGGCCGCAUUAUCUGAUGCCAAAUCGCCAUUCCCUCCUCCUGCUGCCAUUGAUCAAGCAUUGAAGUCGGCCUUUAUCAAGUUGGACAACGAAAUCUGCCUUGACAGUGUCAGCAAGCUGAGCAAAAACCCUAGCAAACGCCUCGCCGCUGAAAUCCUCGCCCCCGCACUUUCUGGCUCAUGUGCCUUGCUCUCGUUCUAUGACUCUCGCAGUAAGACCCUGCGUGUGGCCUGCACUGGUGACAGCAGAGCGGUCCUCGGACGACGCAACACGCAAACCGGCAAAUGGUUCGCUACACCAUUGUCUGAGGAUCAAACCGGGUCCAACCCCAACGAGGAAGCACGGAUGCGCGCUGAACAUCCUGGUGAAGAGCACGUCAUUCGCGCCGGUCGUGUUCUGGGUAAUCUGGAACCCACCCGAGCCUUUGGCGACGCGUUCUAUAAAUGGUCACGCGACACACAGGACAAAGUCAAGAGGCAUUUCUUUGGCCGCACACCACAUCCACUGCUCAAGACGCCUCCGUACGUCACGGCUGAGCCCGUUGUAACCAGCACAUCUAUCGAGCCGUCUAAGGGUGAUUUCGUGGUGAUGGCGACCGAUGGCCUCUGGGAGAUGCUCACAAAUGAGGAAGUCGUUGGUCUUGUAGGUCAAUGGAUUGAGCAGCAGAACAAGCAAGCGAGUAAAUCAUCGAACAAUACCGCAUGGUUGACGAGCUGGUUCAAAUCUUCAUCUCCAGGUGCCCUCCCAGUCGAAAAAGGAGGAAAUAUGGACAAGACUGGACGCAUCGACAAUGGCAAGGCUGGAAGUGGAGAGAAACCAAUUCGCCAGCAACAGUGGGAUGUCAAGAGUGAGAAGAAUGGGCGCUUUGUGGUCGAGGAUAAGAACGCCGCAACACAUCUUGUCAGGAACGCACUCGGUGGGAAGGACCGAGACAUGGUGUGCGCGCUGUUGACGUUGCCGAGCCCGUACAGUCGACGAUACAGGGAUGAUCUGACGGUCGAAGUCAUUUUCUUCGGAGAAGGAGACAACACCGGUGCCGUCGUAGUCAAUUCGGAAGCUACGGCGCAGAACGGCGGAGAAGGUCUAAAGGCGAAGUUGUAACCAAUACAAUGAAGACUAGAGAUGUACUUCCAAUGGCGGUUAUGCUUUGGCGGCUCACACCGGUCACUCGACUAGCUGCGGGCAAUUGAAGCGAUUCAAAGAGUUGGAAGAUGGAACAACAAGCAAGCAUCGAGUGGAGUAGGUUUUGUACUGUUUACUUCGGUUCGAGUCUUGUCUUCUUUACUAAAUCAUUCCAGUCUAUGGUCAUGGGUAGAGGAGGGAGUAGGCAUGGCUAAGAUUGUAAGAGCUAAAAUCAAGGCUCAAUGCUAGCGAAAGUAACAUCAAAGAACUCAUAUUCCGUUCCAAAUCCAUCUUUUUAC